AUGCCCAGUUGCCGUGGGAACCGCGACCUUGGCUGAGCUAACCCAGGUGUCGAGCCGCAUGGGCCCACCCGAGGAGUCAGCCGGCUCUACCGAGUCGUCGGCCACCACCCGGACUCCGGUGCCCACCGUGUCGCCCGUGUCCCCCGAACUGCCGGUCUCUCCGGGGCAUGUCGCGGAGCCGCCGGGCAAGAACCUGUGGGAGCAGAUUUGCGAGGAGUAUGAAGCAGAGAUGCCUCCCUUUCCAGAGAGAUAUAAAGUCAAACGAGAAGCUGUGAUGAAUGUUUCGCCAGUGGCAGAAACGGUUUUCCAUGGCUUCAAUAGAGAGCACUUUUUUUCAGUUCCCCAUUUCACCAUGGUCUCACAGACGCCUUGUCCUCAGGUGAAAUCGAAAACAAUGGAUUCCAAAACAUGUUGCCCCAAAGACUAUUUGGAAACUUUCAUCUUUCCAGUUUUGCUUCCUGGUAUGGCUAGCCUGCUUCACCAAGCAAAGAAUGAAAAAUGUUUUGAGAGGAAAAGAACGAAGUUCAUUGCCUGUGAUUUUCUCACCGAGUGGUUAUACAAUCAUAAUCCAAAGAGGAUAGACGAGCCAUUCACAGAAUUCUUCUCCAUUCCAUUUGUGGCCGAGUGGCUGAAGCAUCAUCCCCGGCCGCCAAUCCCCCUCUCCCUUCUGCUGACAGAAGAGGAAGCAGCGCUCUUCAUUCAGUCCUUCUGGAGAGGCUAUCUGGCUCGCUGUGAUCCUGAGAUUCAAGAAUUGCGUCAGUGGCAGAAGAAACUGCAUGAGGAGAAACACAUUCGCCAGCGAGUCAAAAUUUUCUGGGCCAAACAAGAACGAAAAGUGAAAUGCAAAAUGGAGGACGAUGAGGUGGCUGCAGCUAAGAUCCCACCACCUUAACCACUGUCGAUGUCUUUUCCAGUCUGAGCUCCAGGUACCCUGUGCAAGUAGAAUGUCCAAAUUACGUUUCCUCCAUUUGUGAUUUCUUUAAUGAUAAGACCCAGUACAUGAGAAAGCGGAAUCUCUUCCACCCAGAUUGGGAGGAUUCAUUGCAAACAUACUUUUAGUAUAGUUUAUCAGAAGAAAGUACCAAAGUCUAAACUUUAUGCAAAACAUCCAAAAAUUUCAUUCUUUCAUCGAGUUAAUCUCCUUAGCGCUUCUGGAGGCUCCUUCUAUACCAACCACCACUAAAAUGUACAGUUAACGGUAGUUCCAAGAAACAUUGAAGUGCUCUUGUUACCAGUUUCCCAGCUGCCUUUGCAAUUAAACUCCCAGAUCUCUAAAUUGGGUUUUCAGUUUACCUGGUGACUACUAUCUUCAUUAAAAAAAGACAUCAUUGCCUGUGACCAUUCCCAAAGGAGGCAGGCUCUUAACUUUUACUGCAAACCCAACAAGAUAUGACACUUAAGCCCAGAUAACAACAGUGAGAGGUCUUUGUUGUCUGGGCCCCACAAUUAUUAUAGAAAUUUCCUCAUUUUAUGGGUAAAGUUAACUUAUUGCCCUCAUUUGUUCUGUAGUUUGCUGUUAAUCAGAAUUCUCCCAUUCAAAAAUGCCAGACUCGCCCCAGGGCAGAUUCAAAAGCCCUGAGUUGGGGUGGGUUGGGUUGUUUCGACAAGCUACCACACGUCUUAAGUAAAUAGUAAAGCCUUUAUUUGUGUUAAGAACAGCAUUUUGAAAAUAAAACCUAUCUGCCUAUGCUUUACAACCUUUUAAAUUUGUAAUAUUUAUAUAUAGUCAUUUAUGGUACACAUUGAUUGUCUUGAAACCUCUUUAACGAUUUUUUUAUAAGUAUGCAACAGUCAGCCAGGGGAGGAGAAACAUUAUAAAACACACAUUAAUAUAUUUAAUAAAUAUAUAUUAUCUAUCAAAAACGAGCCUUAGCUCUUUAUCAAUUAAUAAAAAGCACCUGCCGAGAACUCCUGUAAGCUGGUAUACUCAUCGCAUCAUUGGAUUAUAAAAGCCACAAUGCUCCGUUUCACUGGGGUUCAGCCUGAGUCAUUCCACUCAGCCUUGGCUAACCAAGAAGCUGUUGACUGAAGACCAUGCCAAUUUCACCCUUGUUCAGGCAGCCCUGCCGGAGUCUGUGAUGAAAGCACUGGAUCUCCAGCUUUCAACCACCGGAUCUUAAAACCUAGACACACUUGAAUGAGACACGUAGAACUUUCCAGUUUGUAAGUUUUCAGAACUGAUUCCCUCACUCCCCACCCGCCCUCCAUCUGCAGCGGAGAACUCCAGGAUGGAAUGACAGUUUUCCAUGAAAAGGGAGGACAGAGUGGCUGUUAUAGUCCCCAAGUGAUUUUAAUAAACAGACACAGAAAGAGUUGUGCUUACAAUUAGGUAUUUUGAUCACAGAUGCUCUUCUUCCAAUCAUUUUCCGCAAACAAGUCUUGUUUACAUAAACAGAUCUUGAACAGAGGUGCCAUUUAAUCCUGUAUUUAAACUCUGCUCCGUGGGGGCAGCUAGCAGCCACAGUCUUUUGGCAAAGAUGGCUCUUUGUACUCAUCAGGUGAAGUCACUAGAAAAAUACGUUCUCUCCCUUCUCCCAUCACGCCCCGCUUCCGCCCCAACUGUGAGGCCACUGAGCUCACUCUCGGUCUUAAGACCAACAAAAAACAAAACCCAGAAGCAUAACAACACACCAGAGAUUAAAAAGUGGGGGGUAGGAAGGGUCUCAUUAAGUGAGUUUCCCGUGGCUUAAAGAUGGCUCCACUUUUCUGGUGGUGAAAGGUUACUUCCCACUUAUCACCACUUAGGCCGUGCUCACCUUGUACCUUUGGACAACAAAGAACUGAGAGACAAAGCGACCAUGUGAACGGCUCCCUCUGCAAGGGGGGAGGCCUGUAGACCAAGUCACUGGCAGGAUCAUAGAGCUCCAAAGGACUCCAGGGAGCGGGGGUGAGCAACCAUUUCCUGGCACGAGAAUGUGUAAGGCUGUCGUUUUGCACUGGAUUGGACUGAGGUGUUCGGAGAUCUCUUACUCGCCAGAAUACUGGGUCUGCAUGCAACCACCCCCG
Messenger RNA from Loxodonta africana (African savanna elephant), 3006 nucleotides. It is a transcript of the gene IQCK, whose product is annotated as IQ motif containing K. Gene Ontology annotation, molecular function: protein binding. Lineage: Eukaryota; Metazoa; Chordata; Mammalia; Proboscidea; Elephantidae. The transcript is spliced from 9 exons. The record is from RefSeq and is a predicted model, not a curated record. Bases 59 to 892 code for a protein of 277 amino acids.